AAUUAAAUUUACUUGUCGUUACAGCAAUUGUUAAUGGUCCAUUUUUUCUGUUUGUAUAACCAUGUUGUUUCUACGAUGCCGUGGACAACUGGGUGUUCGAAGAGCAUUUGAUGUUACACGGUAUACUGCGUACAUUCAUUACAGUAACAACAGUGAAAGUAGGACAGAUACCAGCUUGACUACUACAUCAAAUGAAAACUCAAUGCAAUACAAAUAUGUUGCGGGAAAAGUUCCCCUCCGAAGCAGAGAAAAGUUAAAUAUCGCGGAGAGGAUUGUUGUAAAGUUGGGCAGUGCUGUUUUGACCAGAGGAGACCAAGGAGGUAUUGCUUUGGGUCGACUUGCUUCCAUUGUUGAACAAGUUGCAGAACUUCAUUCUAAGGGAAAAGAAGUCAUGAUCGUUUCAAGUGGAGCUGUUGCAUUUGGUCGGCAGCGUCUGCAAAAGGAAUUGUUAAUGAGUCGCAGUGUAAGAGAAACUAUAAAAGGUCAAAGUCAUGGGAAUGUAGAUACAAUUCAAAGAAAAGUGGAUAGUCGCUCUUGCGCUGCUGCAGGUCAAAGUGGUUUGAUGGCACUGUAUGAAUCAAUGUUUGCUCAGUAUAACAUCACUACUGCACAAGUCCUUGUUUCAAAAAGAGAUUUAGACAGAGAGCAUCGUUUGCAUUUACAAGCUACAUUAAAUAAUUUGUUGGCUUUAUCAAUUGUUCCAAUAAUAAACACAAAUGAUGCUGUCAUUCCUUUACCAGAUCAUGAUGUCAAUGUGGAUGAUGCAAUUUCCAUCACAGACAAUGAUAGCUUGGCCGCCAGACUAGCUGUGCACACUGACACAGACUUGCUGAUUUUGAUGUCAGAUGUGGAUGGUUUAUAUACUGGUCCACCAAGCAAUCAAAAUUCCAAGCUUGUUUCAGUUUAUUCAACUGCAAACGUGUUGUCAGGAAUUGAAUUUGGUCAAAAAUCAUCUGUUGGGCUUGGUGGUAUGGGUUCUAAAGUUCAGGCCGCUGUAUGGUCCUUGGAACAUGGUACCUCUGUGGUAAUCUGCAAUGGCUGCAACGCUAAAGGUCCUUCAAUUACUGAUAUUGUUAAUGGAAAAAAUGUUGGUACUUUUUUUACAACUGAAGUAACAAAUUCAGAAAAUGCAACAAACCAAGCUGAGAGAGCUCGCACAGAUGGAAGUAAAUUGCAGCAACUUCAAGUAGAUGAUCGUGUGAACAUUUUAUAUAAAAUGGCUGAUUUGCUUGAAACAAAAGAGGAAGAAAUAAUGGCUGCCAAUCAUGUGGAUGUUGCAAACGCUAAAAAAUCAAGCAAUUUGUCUGGACCACUGAUGGACAGACUGGUAUUAUCACCACGACGAUUACGUGAUCUUUCAGAUGGUGUAAGACAAGUUGCAGAUAAAAGUGCUGGUUUGGUUGGGAAUGUUUUAUUACGCCGAAAAAUUGCUGAGGAUUUAAUAGCUGAGCAAGUACGUGUUCCAAUUGGUGUUUUGUUAAUAAUAUUUGAAUCACGCCCAGAUUGUCUUCCCCAAAUUGCCUCAUUGGCAAUUGCAACCGGUAAUGGGAUUUUGUUAAAAGGUGGAAGGGAAUCUGUUCAUACAAAUAGAUGUUUACACAAGAUAGUCAAAGAUGCCUUGUCACUGUACAACUGCGAAGAAGCUGCACAACUUAUUGAAAGCAGAGAUGAAGUGUCGGAUUUAAUUGCGGAAGCACAAGGUUCCAUUGAUUUAAUUAUUCCACGUGGUUCAUCAGAUAUGGUUAGAGGAAUCCAAGAAAUGGCUGCAGGGACAUCUGUUCCUGUACUUGGACACAGCGAAGGAAUUUGUCAUAUUUACGUUGAUGAAGAAGUAUCUGUUGAUAUGGCAUGUCGAGUUAUCAUAGAUGCUAAGUGUAAUUAUCCAGCGGCAUGCAAUGCCGUUGAAACUCUUUUAAUUCAUAAAGAUCUAUUGCACACUUCUGUAUUCAAACAAAUUAAUGAUGUUCUACAAGCUGAAAAUGUUAAAGUGCAUCUUGGUCCAAAAAUUGCAUCAAGGUUGCUAUUUUCUCCUUCCAUUGCUAGCUCUCUUCGACAUGAAUAUUCUGGACUUGAAUGUUGUAUUGAGAUUGUUGAUAGCGUAGAUGAAGCAGUGGCUCAUAUUAAAAAGUUUGGUAGUUCUCAUACAGAUGCUAUAAUUACAAAUAAUGUUGAUACUGCUGAAUAUUUUCUCUCAAAUGUGGACAGUGCUUGUGUCUUUCAUAAUUUAAGCACUCGGUUUGCUGAUGGACAGCGUAUGGGACUGGGAGCUGAGGUUGGAGUAAGCACAACUCGAAUUCAUGCUCGAGGUCCCGUGGGUGCAGAAGGGUUGCUCACCUACAAAUGGAUUUUACGGGGAAAUGGUCAUGCUGUACGUGACUUUGGUGUAGAUGGAACUAGAACAUUUCUACAUCAUGAUUUACAAGUAUAAGUGCAAGAUUUAGACCCCAAUAUUGUUAUCACUAUUAAGUGAAAUACACUAGGCCAUUUUUAGUUUUUAUUCCUGGCACAGCUUGCACCAAUAUAUACUUAUAGUUGUUUCACAUUCCUAGUAUCUUCAUGGUGCAAUACGUUUGUUUGGUUCACUUAACAUGGAUCACACUUUAGAAUUUAUAGUACUGUCAAUAUGGACUUGUAACGUAAAUCACAUUAUGUUUAGUUUCUAAUAUCCAAUCCUGAAUUAGAUUAACUAUUUUACUUUUUUUGUUUAAACUUCUAAGUGAAGUAAAAGUUGUUGGUGUCUCACAUCGUUCGUGUCUGAUUCGCUUACAUCGUUGGUGUCUCAUUGAAGCAAUAAAUAGUAAAUACACUUUAUAUAGUUUUGUGCAUUUUAAGAAUCUAAAUAAAGUACAAAGCAGUUUUACUGAUUUA
Molecule: messenger RNA, 2868 nt
Organism: Ciona intestinalis (vase tunicate)
Lineage: Eukaryota; Metazoa; Chordata; Ascidiacea; Phlebobranchia; Cionidae
Product: delta-1-pyrroline-5-carboxylate synthase-like
Cellular component (GO): mitochondrion
Molecular function (GO): ATP binding; kinase activity; glutamate-5-semialdehyde dehydrogenase (NADP+) activity
Source: RefSeq, a predicted model, not a curated record